AUGGGGGUGUACGAGCUGGGGGAGUUGAAGGACGCGGCACUGGAGGCGCCGGACGAGGCGGUGGUGGAGCUGGCAGACAUCGCGCUGGACUGCCUCAAGAUGCCCGCCUCGCGCCGCCCCAACAUGAAGGACGUCGCCCGCCGCCUCCAGAACCUCCUCUCGCUCUACUGCGGUGACGAGGACCUCUCCUCCCUCUCAGAACCCAGCCUUCGCUUGGCGGGAACUCCACUUUCGGAGCACUGCAAGCCGAUCAGAGCACUCCCAUUCGGCCUGCUCCGCUCUAUCCACCUACUGAAUCCGCGAACGUUCUUAUCACGGCUGGCUAGAGCGAUCUUUCCGGAGCGACGCUGCGAGUUCCGUCUGCCGACCAUGGAGCUCCUUCGGCCGAAGCUGUCGCUGGCGUUCCUCACGGUCGCGCUGCUCGCCUCUGUCACCGGCAUCACCGCGCUCUACGGCCCCUCGUCCGACGUGGCAAACCUCUCGCCUUCCAACUUCAAAUCCGCGGUGAUCGAAUCAGGCGAGGUCGUGUUGGUCGAGUUCUUCGCGCCGUGGUGCGGCCACUGCAAGAACCUCGCGCCGGCAUGGGAGAAGGCCGCGACGGCGCUCAAGGGAAUCGUGACCGUCGCCGCAGUGGACUGCGACGCGAACCCGUCGAUCGCGCAGGAGUAUGGCGUGCAGGGCUUCCCGACCAUCAAGGUGUUCGCGCCGCACCUCAAGACGCCCGCGGACUACCAGGGCCAGCGCGACGCCAAGGCUAUCGUCGAUUUUGCUCUCUCGCAGGUGAAAUCGCUGGUCAGCGCGAGGCUGGGUGGCAAGGUGGGCGGCGGCGGCGGCGGCAGUGGCGGCGGGCGGAAGGCGGAGAGCGGGCCGAGCGCGUCGGUGGUGCUGACGGGCGAUAACUUCGACGACCUGGUGGUGAACAGCAAGGAGCUCUGGCUCGUCGAGUUCUUCGCCCCCUGGUGCGGGCACUGCAAGAACCUCGCGCCCGAGUGGAGCGCAGCGGCGCGCGCGCUCAAGGGGAGGGUGAACCUGGGGCAGGUGGACUGCACAGUCGAGCAGAGCCUCGCGCAGCGGUUCAAGAUCCAGGGCUUCCCCACCAUCCUCGUCUUCGGCGACGACAAGGAGAACCCCAAGCCGUACGAGGGCCCGCGUGUGGCGUCGGGCAUUGAGUCGUACGCUCUGGAGCUGCUGGAGCAGAAUAUGCCGCCUCCUGAAGUGCACGAGAUUACCUCGCAGGACGUGCUGGCGGGAUGCACAGACUCCACCAUCUGCUUUGUCACCUUCCUCCCACACAUCCUUGACAGCGGUGCCAGUGGCCGCAACAAGUACCUAGACACCAUUCUCGCUGUCGCUGACAAGUUCAAGAAGAAUUUCUACAAGUAUGUGUGGGCGGAGGCAGGGGCACAGCCGGCUCUGGAGAAGGCCCUUGGCGUGGGAGGCUAUGGAUACCCGGCUCUCAUUGCCCUUAACGCCAAGAAGCAGCGGUUCAGCCCUUUCAAGAGUGCCUUCGAACAGGAGCACCUGAGUGAGUUUGUGCGCCUGGCAGCCCGCGGUGGUCGAGGCAUAGAGCCCGUGGAGAGCAUUCCAGAGGCGGAGAGCAGGGAGCCAUGGGACGGCAAGGAUGGGCAGGUGGUGGAGGAGGAGGAGUUUAGCCUGGAGGACCUUAUGGGAGAUGACUCGCCUGCUGCUGCUGCUGCUGAUGACGAGCUUUAA
This is a messenger RNA of Closterium sp. NIES-65, 1713 nucleotides long. The record is from the annotation of a GenBank genome assembly. NCBI's taxonomy places the organism in Eukaryota, Viridiplantae, Streptophyta, Zygnematophyceae, Desmidiales, Closteriaceae.